GGGCGCGGGCUCCCGGCUGGUCGGUGCCCGCGGGCUGGGGCCGGGCGGGGGGCUCCGGGUCCGAGCAGCAUCUUCCGCCCCGCACGCAGCGCGGCCAGCAUGGGGCACCGCGUGGGGAGCGCGCCCCUUCUCCUGCUGCUGCUGCUGGCUUUCUGCAAAGGACGAAUUGUGAGGGUGCCCAAAAGCCCACUCAUUCGAGUUGAAGGUACAGAGACGGUGAUUCCUUGCAAUGUUACUGACUACGAUGGGCCCAGUGAGCAGAACUUUGACUGGGAAUUUUCCCAGGGAACUGACUUUGUGCGGAUAGUGAGUACCUGGGACUCGUCAUUCACCUCCCAGCAAUACCAGAAGAGGGUUGGCAGAGGGGAAAUCGUGCUGAGGCGGAGCAGCAAUAAUGCUGUGGAACUUCUGAUCAAAAGUAUCCAGCCAGUUGACCAAGGAGAAUACAAGUGCAUCACCCCCAGCACAGAUGCCACUGUUAAGGGAAAUUACGAUGCUACAGUCCAAGUGAAAGUGAUUGCCGAUGGCUUAACUGUGAGUGGAUCUAAAGCCCGGUCCUCGAAACCUCGCAAACUGUCUGAGGGAGACUCAUUUGAAUUACGCUGCUCAGCUUCCACCAUCUCCUCAGAACACACUCACCUGCAAGUUACUUGGGAGCUCAAGAAUGGCCCAGCCUGGCAGGAAAUCCUCUCUCUGACACAUGAGGGCAAGUUCCAGCCCAGCCCGGAAUAUGAAGAGCGCUACCUGAGUGGAGAUGUGCGCUUGGACACAGUGGCAAAUGACAUUUACCGACUCUCUGUAUCCCAGGCACUGCCAAUGGAUGAGGGCCUCUACAGGUGUCUUGUGAGCGAGUGGGUGAAAGGUGCAGAUAGUUCCUGGCAGAAGAUCCAGGAGAAGAAUGUGGAAGUAGCAAGCGUGGUAAUCCAACAGACUAAUCUGGAUGUGCUUAUUGCCACAAGCAACAUGUCUGUGACUGAAAGGGACUCCCUGGACCUAACCUGCAACAUCACAACAGACAGAAGUGGCAUCUUCCAAGCUCAGGUGACGUGGUACUUCAGUGAGUCACAUGAUGAUACCUUGUCAGAUGCCCAGGUUUUGUUGAGUGUGGACCGUGAUUCUGUGGUCAGUGACUCUCCCCUCAUCAGCCUGAGUCACGUGGAUAGAAAUUCCUAUCACCUGCUGAUGCGUGAUGUGGGUGUGGAAGACUCUGGCUACUAUUUCUGCCAAGCAGCUGUCUGGGUGCCACAGCACAAUGGGAGCUGGCACAAAGUGGUGGAGAAGACCUCUUCGGCAGUCAGCGUGGUGGUGACAGCAUUAGAGCUGGACUACCAGAUAGUUCUGAAUGCUUCUAAAACACCUAAAUUUUCAGACGACCCCACAGAACUGGAGUGCAGGAUCAUGAAUGCACAGAACACAGAAGCAAACCUACGUUUUACAGUCUCCUGGUACUACAGAAUGCGCCUGCGCAGUGACGCUGUUGUGACGGAUGAACUUCUUGCCACUAUGGAUGCAGACUGGACGUUGCUGGUUGGGGAUAAGAGCAGAGAGAGGACCCAGAAUGGGGAAAUAAUUUUCUCUAAACAGGCCGUGGAUACUUUCAGUUUACGAAUCCAGUGGACCUCUGAAGCAGACAGAGGGGAUUAUUACUGUGUCGUCUCUGCCUGGAGCUGGCACCACAACAACAGCUGGGUAAAGACCAAGGAUGUGACUUCCACGCCGGUCAGUGUUUUCUGGGCUAUCCAAGAUUAUACACUAACAGUGGAGGCGGUGAAACUGAAGCCAUUCUUCGUGGCAGGUCACAACUUUGAGAUGACAUGCAAGGUGUCUUCCCAAAACAUCAAGACCCCGCGUUACUCUGUGCUCAUUACAGCAGAAAAGCCAUUGACGGAUCAGUCAAACCCAAAUGGAACCACUCGCAUAAUCUCCCUGAACCAGGAUUCCGUGGUAAGACUGGAAGACUGGACAGACCAGACGCGAGUGGAUGGUGUGGUCCUGGAGAAGGUUCAGGAGAACGAGUUCCGCUAUAGGAUGUACCAGACGCAGAUGUCUGACGCUGGUCUGUAUCGCUGCGUGGUGACCGCCUGGUCCCCAGGCGGUGGUGGCUUGUGGCGAGAGGCAGUGAAUGGCUUUUCCAAUCCCAUCCAGAUAGAUUUCCAAACCUCAGGUCCUGUGUUUAAUGUCUCGAUGCAUUCGGACAACCCGACGGUUUACCAGGGCGAGCUGGCAGAUCUGCUCUGCAUUGUCACCAUCGACAGAGCGGCACUUGAGCCAGAUGAUAUGUCCUUCGACGUCUCCUGGUUUGCUGUGCAUUCCUUUGCACUGGACAGAGCCCCUGUCUUGCUGGCUUCCUUGGAUCGGAAAGGGAUCGUGACCCAGCCCAGGAGGAACUGGAGCAGCGACGUCAGCCUGGAGAGGAUCAGCCCCAUGGAGUUCCGGCUGCGGGUGCAUGGCUCGGAGGACCAGGAUUUCGGCAACCAUUACUGCUCAGUAACCCCUUGGGUACGAUCAGCCACAGGUGUCUGGCAGCGGGAACCGGAGAUCAAAUCCAAGCCCAUAUUCUUAUCUGUGAAAAUGGAUGUGCUGAACGCUUUGAAAUAUCCACUGUUGAUAGGCAUUGGUCUGGCCACCAUCAUCGGACUCUUAUCCUGCCUCAUUGGCUACUGCAGUUCCCGCUGGUGUUGCAAGAAGGAAGUACAAGAAACCAGACGGGAGCGACGCCGGCUAAUGUCCAUGGAGAUGGACUGAAUGUGAGAAUGAGACUACGCAUGUUUUGGGAGAGAUUUGGGCAGUUGGCCUGAGACAGAGGUGUGUGACACACACAAAUGCCCAAUGGACAGUAUCUUUCUCUCUGAUCUAAGCCAGGACCUAGAGCUUCUCCUCUCCACAUGCUAAGUACUGAGCGCACAGGCCAUGUGUACCAGCACAGAGCUCUUCUUCCAGGGACACUUACUGUGGGGAUGUUUUCUUCUGACACGCAAACUGUUCUGCAGCCUUCGGACAAGAUUCACUGUUAAAUCCUUUUGUCUUGUUUUUUAGGAACUCUCUUUGUGUGUUAACAUUGUUGGGGGGGGGAGUUAUUGUGGUGGGUGGGGCUUGGGAGAAAUAUUUUGCCUUUUAUAAAAUUAGCUUACCUGUUCUCUCUCUCCUCCCUCCCCUCCCCCCCAGGGUUUGGUUCCUGUCUCCAGUGCUGGGAAGGAAACAGCCGUAUGGGGUGCUCUAGUACUUGUUUGGUGAAGAUGCAAUGGUCAAGGGUGGGUUUAUGCUUGUCAGGGUGCCCUCUUUUCCCCUAUUUUCAGGGGUUUGCAGUUCACUCCAGAAUACAGCGUGUAUGGACUGUCUGUUUGAGACAAUUUUUUUAAACCAUUUUCUUAAAUAUUUUUUUUUAAA
Mauremys reevesii (Reeves's turtle) is the source of this 3387-nucleotide messenger RNA. It is a transcript of the gene PTGFRN, whose product is annotated as prostaglandin F2 receptor inhibitor. The transcript has 9 exons. NCBI's taxonomy places the organism in Eukaryota, Metazoa, Chordata, Testudines, Geoemydidae. The record is from RefSeq and is a predicted model, not a curated record. The coding region runs from base 100 to 2745 and encodes 881 amino acids.